UCAAGAUUGAGGAGGACCAAACGGUUACUAUCUACGAAGACGAGAACUAAGACGCCAACCGCUUUGCAGGUGUUGGUUUUGGAAUCCCGCCCUUGGUUUUAGGGAAAAGCGGAUUGACGGUUGAACGAAUGUAAUGCACGAUACCAGACAGAAGUGGGCAACGGAUUGGAUUGAGGGCGGGAGGCCGACACAUUCGUUUUAACCGGAGUCACUGGCGUCAGGAGUUAUCUUCAGCACUUUACCGAAAUAAAUGUCACUGUGCCGAAUUCGUAUGGCCUCGAUGUUUCGUCCGAUGCCAUCCAUGAAUGAGCUCUCCGAUCAAGGCCAAUCUCGGUUUGUGCAAUCCACAACUUAUCUCACGAGGUGUACUCUCUACACCCGUUUCGCCAAUGCGUUGUUUCUGGUGGGAGUGCGGGGAUGGGUGAAGGGAGUCGGUAGUCACGUACGACGUACAUCAAAAACGGAUUAUCGGAGCACCGUUCAUGCGAGCUUUUUUGUGUGUUUGCAUUUCCUGAAGUUCAGGGUGGUUACGACGCAACCAAGCCGUACUGUAAAAGUAUUGCUACUGCGUCCUACCUUGUUUCGCACUUGGGAGCCAAAAUCUGGGUUUCCUGAUGGGAUGGAUGAUCAGAACAUACGAAGUAAAGCCCGAUACCUAGAUCAAAAUUACAGGCACCUGGAGGAUGCGCGUCAGGUUCCCGACUAGUGUUUCUGACAUUUCGACUUUGUAUUAAUUGGGAAGAUUGGUGGAUCACAGAGGAGGCCAGAGCGUUGUGAGAGAUGAUAGGUAUUUGACGACAUGGAAUCAGCACCACUA
Molecule: messenger RNA, 817 nt
Organism: Sodiomyces alkalinus F11
Lineage: Eukaryota; Fungi; Ascomycota; Sordariomycetes; Glomerellales; Plectosphaerellaceae
Exons: 1
Coding region: 251-706 (151 amino acids)
Source: RefSeq, a predicted model, not a curated record